GGCGGCACAUUCAUUACUCACUAGUCAUCCAUAUUCUCUGUUGAAUCAUCGAAAAUGGCGGGUCUUGGUAAGAAGAAGCUUCAAAGGAAGGCAAAACAAGCUGAAAAGCGAGCAGCAAAGAAGGAAAGCAAUCAAGGAGAAGAAGAACAACCUUCAUCUUCUUCCUCAAAUCCUGGAAAUAGUAUCAGUAAUGUUCAACUUCUGCCACCUGAUGGAUGGUUUUCACAGCUGAAGAAUGAUGUUCUUGAUUGUGGGCCCAUUGGAAAUGUAGUGGAUGGUCUCUUAAGAAAUACUGUUCGUAUGACUGUUGAAUUACGAGCUUCUAGAUUUGGUUCUCUUCCCUUACUUCUUGGCAAGAAUCUCGUUUAUAUUCAGCUUGUGGUGAUAGAUACUGAUAGAAGCAUUCAAGGGAAGCUGUAUACAACAGGAGCAGAAGUAGAACCUUAUGCAGUAAAUGUCACUGCACAUUCCAGAAAGUUGUUCAAAGAUGCUGUUCCAUACUUGCUGAAGGAUACUGACCAAUGGUUGUUCUCCCGUUCUUUGGUUUUCAAAGGAUAUAAUGGUGUGAUUGAAAAAGCAGUCCAGUUCCCAUCUUAUGAUCCUACUGAUGACCUACUAGAACUACCCAAGAAUCUAUCCGGUAUUCGUUGUGCAGAGGUCUUCUUGUUCGUUGCUGGGGAUUUCGAUGUGAAAGAGGAUGGCUUGUGCUCCCGUGAUGCUGUGAAAGAACUUCUGCAUGAACUGAAUUCGAAAGAGGGCAUCUCCAAACUACUUGCCUUUGAUGUGGUGGCUGCAAGUGUCGUCAUCUCUAAAGAGAAGUUGGAGGAACUGAAGGAUGUGCAUCUGAAUUCGAUUGCUUGAAAUAUCCGUAGCUGAAUUCUAAAACAAACUUAGCUUUGUUUGCUAAUCUUCAGAUGUGAUGUAUAUAACUAAUGUUUAAGCAACUCGUUAACUGUCGUGACUAGCUGGCCUGGGCUUGGUACUUGAUACUUGGAACUUUGGUAGCUGAUGCAAAAAA
Messenger RNA from Chenopodium quinoa (quinoa), 1018 nucleotides. RefSeq lists its product as uncharacterized. Bases 55 to 861 code for a protein of 268 amino acids. Lineage: Eukaryota; Viridiplantae; Streptophyta; Magnoliopsida; Caryophyllales; Amaranthaceae. The record is from RefSeq and is a predicted model, not a curated record. The transcript has 6 exons.